Molecule: messenger RNA, 333 nt
Organism: Brassica oleracea var. oleracea
Lineage: Eukaryota; Viridiplantae; Streptophyta; Magnoliopsida; Brassicales; Brassicaceae
Product: pentatricopeptide repeat-containing protein At3g16010-like
Exons: 1
Coding region: 16-333 (105 amino acids)
Source: RefSeq, a predicted model, not a curated record
ACUCUGUCCUUAUAGAUGGCUAUUGUCAAAGAAAUAGUGGACAAGGCUCUGUUGCUUCUUGAGGAGAUGGAUGAGGGAGGUCUCCCACCUUUUCCUCCAGUGUAUUGCAGCUUCGUAAACACUCUUGGAAAGGCAAAUGAGCUUUCUAAGGAAGAGAAAGAGAAUCACAGAAAUGUGAUUAUCAAACAUUUUGGGAAACAUGGAAAGCUCAAGGAAGCUGUUGUUGUGGAUCUUCUCAAGGACCAAGGAAGUGGUCUUGAUGUCAAUGCGCUUAUGUCAGGAAUGGUGAAGAAUAUCCUUUCUCCAUUAAGAUUAUACCUUUUGAAAUUUUGA